This is a messenger RNA of Seminavis robusta, 1299 nucleotides long. Lineage: Eukaryota; Bacillariophyta; Bacillariophyceae; Naviculales; Naviculaceae. The record is from the annotation of a GenBank genome assembly.
AGAAAGAAGAUCCAAAACGAGAAAAGCAUUCUGUUUGCAUGGUAUCUUCGUACUUCGUACUCGUACCACAUCUCACACCAAGAAGACGCAACAGUUCAGACAAUAGAAGAACUAACUACAAUAUCUAAAUACACUAUGAAAGCCAUGUCGUCGUCAAACUCCUUCACUCAACGACGGUUCCUUAUGUUCAGUGUCGUCCUUAUAAUAGCCUUGGCAUGGUUGUCCCCUGCCGUCAUGGCCAAAGAUCUCAGUCCAUGGAUGUCCAAUUUACACAGUUUCGCGGGUGGCGGCGUCGGAGGAAUCUGUUCAGUUUUGGUGGGACACCCAUUGGAUUUGGUCAAAGUCAGACUCCAAACGGCAGCCGCUUCCACCAAAGACGACGGCAAGACCCCGAAAAGGGGAACCUUUGGAGUGUUGCGAGAUAUUGUUCGAAAAGAAGGAUUUGGAGGGCUCUAUCGAGGAGUGGCGGCGCCAUUGGUAGCCGUCGCACCCAUUUGGGCCGUGAGUUUCUGGGGAUUCGAUACUGGCGACAAAAUUGUGCGGGCCAUGGCGGGGUUGGCACCCGGUGCUUCCCUCACCAUUGCUCAACUUUGUUUUGCCGGAGGCUUUUCGGCUCUCCCCACAGCUCUCGUCAUGGUACCGGCCGAACGAAUCAAAUGCCUGUUACAAAUUCAACAACAACAACAACAAGGUUCCAAAUCUGUUCGUCAGUACAACGGCUUUGGUGAUUGUGCCGCAUCACUGUAUCGAGAAUCCGGUUUGGCAGGUCUCUACAAGGGGACGACAUUGACGUUGAUGCGGGACAUUCCUGGAUGCAUGGUCUAUUUUGGGGUCUAUACGGUGGUCAAAAAUGCACUCGGACCGUCUCCCUUAAGCGCCUUGAUUGCGGGGUCACUGGCCGGUGUCAGCUUUUGGCCCGUCAUUUUACCCAUGGAUUGUUUGAAAUCGCGAUAUCAAACGGCUCCCGAGGGAACCUAUCAAAACAUUGGACAGGUUUGGUCCACUCUUAUGGACGACGUGGGUCCGACAGGUUUGUUCAAUGGUAUGGGACCCGCCAUGAUCCGGGCCAUGCCCGCCAAUGCCAUUAGUUUCUUGGGAGCCGAGUUGACCAAAAAGGCACUGGCUGGGGGUGUCUAGCUAUGUAUUGUACCGAUGCUACAAAUAGAACAUGGACCAAUUCCUCGUAUCCUUGCACAAUACAAGCAAUCUGUUUGGAUAUGUUGCUUUUUCAGGAUGUUACCUAAAACCCGUACUUCUUGACCUUCACAUAACGUUAGCUAUAGCUAGACUCUAAGGGCC